Messenger RNA from Fusarium vanettenii 77-13-4, 2418 nucleotides. RefSeq lists its product as uncharacterized. The transcript is spliced from 6 exons. NCBI's taxonomy places the organism in Eukaryota, Fungi, Ascomycota, Sordariomycetes, Hypocreales, Nectriaceae. The coding region runs from base 1 to 2418 and encodes 805 amino acids. The record is from RefSeq and is a predicted model, not a curated record.
AUGGCUACGUCGAUACCCCAGGUCGAUGAGUCGCAGAUCUGCCAAGGCUGUCAAAACGUCUUGCAAGCAAUCCUAGCGACCGUCCAGUCAACGAUACCUGGCAUGGCUCAUGGAAAGACUAGAAUCGUCACAGAUUCGAGUCAUGUCAUGAAGGAGUUGCUAGGGCUCAGCGCUAAACAAGAGCCACUACCUUGCAAGAUGUGCGAGUUCCUCCGCCGCACGCUCACCCCAGAUUCCCCGUUUGCAAACGGUCAAUCCAAUUGGUUGGAAGUCUUUGGGCACCCCAUUAAGACUCUUCUUGGUUCUCACUCAAUUUGCGACGAUGAUCCUGUGAUAUCUGCAGCUCCGGUGCAGAAUGUAGUGCGAUCUUGGUUAUUUCGGCUUGGACAUCGAUACGUCAGGUCUCGCUUCCGACCUGAUGCUUAUUUCUUCGGAGUUUAUGGAUCUGAGGGUUCAAUAUGUGGACAAGAGAAUCUCUUAGGCGACUCUGGAGAAUCCGAACCAACACCAACCCCCAGCUGGAUAGUUUCUGUUGUACCCAUCCCUCCACUUAUCGACUUUACCGUUCUGAGAUCUUGGAUUACCAACUGCCCUCCUGAAUGCAGAUCCCCACGGAGCUGGUCUGAUGCAGAGUGGGACCUCGUUAGCUUGAUCGACUGCGAGACGCGUCGAGUUGAAAAAGCAGCCAAAGGAGCCAGAUUCAUUGCCCUCAGUUACGUAUGGGGGCAACCAACAGAGAAAAACCCUCGUCCAAUCAAGUACCCAAUCCCCUUUCAGCUCCCUGAUCGCUGCACGCCUACCAUUGAGGAUUCGAUACAGGCAACUAGAAAACUCGGCUUUAGAUACCUAUGGGUGGAUGCCUUGUGUAUCAGUGGCGAACAAGAUCUGAUGAUGAAACAGAUAUCUCGCAUGGACUUGAUAUACAGUCGUGCAGACCUCACGAUUAUAGCACUAGCAGGGAAAGAUGCCUCUCAUGGACUUCCAGGCGUUAGCACACCACGUCCCGCGGCAAACCAGAACAAACAAGCCUUGAAAGUCGUUCAAGGCAGCAGUUGCUACACUCUGGCAUCAGCACUGGCUCCUUUGGAGUCAGUUAUUAGUGAUUCUGUUCAUACUACCAGGGGCUGGACCUAUCAAGAAGACUUUCUUUCUACGCAUCAGCUCGUCUUUGCCGAUGACACGGUCUACUUCACAUGCCCAUUUGGCUCCCUACAAGAGUCAGUCGCCAUCCCGUCAGAAGUUGAAGCACUCCUACGACGUCAAGGACCACUGAGCUCGAGAGAAGUGAGUCAGCAGCCAGCGAACCCCGAAUGGUUCUACAAAGGACCUGAUUUCGUCGUUCAUCCAAAGAAGAAAGUGAAAUCGACCGGAUCUAGCUUUCUGGAAGUCUUUCAUCACCAUGUCGAGGAAUACACCCGUCGAAACCUAUCCUUUGACGGAGAUAGCUUGCAUGCAUUCCAAGCGGUUCUCGCACGUUUCUCUUUCCAUGGCUUACUCCAUCUUUGUGGCGUUCCUUUUGAUGAGAACAAGGAUACCGGGAAGGAUCCCCUGCCUACUAUCCCAGUCUCGCUGAAUAAAGCACAUGGCAAGAUGUCGAACCAGGACUUUGGUACUGGUCUUACUUGGGUUCACAUGGACUAUGCUAUCAAGAGGCGUUCUCACCUUCCUUCUUGGACAUGGGCUGGAUGGGAGGGCCCGGUGUCUUGGGAGGGAGGAUGUAAGCCUCUGAAAUCAGUGAAAAGGCCCAGAUUCUUCGUGCUGGAUAAAACUCGGGGAGAAGCAUUGAACAAUGCAGAUUUGUUGGUUCGGGCUGAAUAUUGGGCAGUGAGAAGAGAACAUGCAAAUGAGCCCGCGUAUCUCGUUGUGCAGACAAGCACUUGGGUUCAAGUCAAGCUUGAGAGAGAAAGGCCAACUAAGUCAAUGAGAUGGACUUUUCGUAUACACCAAGGGGAGAAGGAAGGCGGCGAAGAGAACAUUCUCUUCGCCAGUAUUUCGACAGCAGAAGGAGAACAGGCAAUGCUUGGUCAGAGAAGGCUGGCAGCGUUCCACGUGGCAGAGAAUCGUGAAUCAACAACCUGGCUAAUCAUAUGGGAAACGGGUCGGCAAGCUGGCGGAAAACUCAACAUUCACUUACGAUCAUCCCCUGCUCUAUGUCUUCCUCCAUGCCUCGCGCUACGCAUCCUAGACAACCCUCCUUCCCGUGUACAUCUUAGACUCACACACAGAGGUCAUAAUAUUAUAAUUGGGUGCUCGAGCGCGCUGCCCAUCAGUGUGACCUCUUUCAUGCGCGAGUGUCCGCAGCGUCUCUCCAAAUUUGUGCCAAUCAUUCAACCUGUUAGCACUAUUGUCCAUGUCCAUCCAUCAUACGCAGUCUCAGGCAAGCCAUUGAAAAAUGACGCCGUCAAAAUCCAAGCGUAA